Messenger RNA from Melanotaenia boesemani (Boeseman's rainbowfish), 1139 nucleotides. Its product is annotated as transmembrane protease serine 11D. Lineage: Eukaryota; Metazoa; Chordata; Actinopteri; Atheriniformes; Melanotaeniidae. The record is from RefSeq and is a predicted model, not a curated record. Gene Ontology annotation, biological process: proteolysis. The coding region runs from base 35 to 1132 and encodes 365 amino acids. The transcript has 6 exons. Gene Ontology annotation, molecular function: serine-type endopeptidase activity.
GUGUUGAUGCAGAACAAUAUAUCACGGCCCUCUGAUGGUCAAAUUGGCAUUUUGGCCAUUUAUUAACACCAAGUCACAGUUAUGGUUCAGAAAAAAAAAACCUGACUUUGUUCAGCAGUGUGAUCAAGAACUCCCCCCUCGCGCCCACAUCCCCCACACUUUUGAAGUUUUCUACACCCCUGGUGCUACCUAUACCUUCAGCUCAAGCACACAACACCAAUCCAUGCUGCCCUCAACUCUGAACGGUGUUUUAAGUCUGACUGCACCAACUUCAGCACAGCAUGGUUGUGGACAGCGGACCCUGGUUGGGCCCCCAGGUGCAUCUCGGAUAGUGGGUGGCCGGGAGGCCACUGAGGGGGCGUGGCCCUGGCAGGUCAGCAUCCGUAUUCUGUCCAGGCAUCACUGUGGCGGGACAAUCCUCAACAGCCACUGGGUGCUCACCGCUGCACACUGCUUUUACAAAUACAGACACAUCAGCAAAGGCCAGUUUAGUGUGGUGGCAGGCCUGCAUGUGCUAUCCACUCCUGGAGCUCACGCCCAGAUCUGCUCCAUCAGAGAAUUCAUAAUGCACGAGGACUACGAUGCUGUCACAUCUGACAACGAUGUGAUGCUGGUGCUGCUCCAUUCUCCUCUCAACUUCACAGAUCACAUCCAACCUGUCUGCGUUCCUCAUAAUGUGACCCAUGAGUUCAUGCUGAACUUCAGUCACUGUUUCAUCACUGGAUGGGGGAGCACCUACUUCAAAGGCAGGCUGAUGGGCAGACUACGGGAAGCUGAGGUGGAGCUCAUUGACAGGAGAAGGUGCAACCAGCGCACCUGGUACAACAGCCUCAUCACUGAGAACAUGCUCUGUGCAGGACUGGAGAGCGGAGCAGCUGAUUCAUGUCAGGGGGACAGUGGGGGUCCCUUGCAGUGCUACAGUGAAGAAGAAGAAAGGUUUUAUGUGCUAGGAGUGACAAGUUUUGGAGAGGAGUGUGGACUUCCUCGCAGACCUGGGGUGUACACCCGGACCAGCAGGUUUGCAGGUUGGCUGAAGGCAAAGCAGUGGACGGCUGCUGCAGCUUCUGUUGCACACAAACUGAACACAAAGAUGAUCUCAGCUCUGCUCUGCACUGCUCUCAUACUGCUGUGAAACAUCC